ACACACACACACACACACACACGCGGGCGCGCACACACACGCACACAAGCGCAGCUGUUGAAAUCCUUUGCCCUGGGAGCAGAGCAACAACAGAGUGCGCCGCUGUGGAAUCGCGUUACCCAGGAGGCACACUCCCGCCACACAAAUAGGAUGUACCGCAAGGGCGAGUGAAUGAACUGGUUUGCCGCUUCCCUCUUUCCCGAUCUGGAGCUAGUUUUGCGCUGGUGAGGACGGCGUCAUGCUGCUUUUCCCAGGAUACCCUGCUGCCCAAUGAGAGACGCCAAAGAAACGGCAAAACAGGUGACGAGCGGCUUCCAGGACUGACAGACGAAGCAUGAGCACAGCUGCUAGCCAGGGGGUGGUGACGACCCCCCCGCCACCCGGCGCCACUGCCCACAAGGAGCGCUACUUCGACCGUGUCAACGAGAGUGACCCUGAGUACCUUCGCUCCCGCAACAUGUCCCCGGACCUGCGGCAGGACUUCAACAUGAUGGAGCAGAAGAAAAGGGUCACGCAGAUCCUGCAGAGCCCGGCCUUUAAGGAUGAGCUGGAAGGACUGAUCCAGGAACAGAUGAAGAAGGGGAACAACCCCACGGGGCUACUGGCCCUGCGACAGAUCGCCGACUUCUUCAUGGCGAGCUCUGUGGCUGGCUUCUCCACCUCCCCCCUCAGCCUCGGGAUGGUCACUCCCAUCAACGACAUGUACGGAGUGGAGUGUUCCACACUGGCCAAGGGGGAGAAGCAGAUUCGCUGUAAACUGGCCAGCCUCUACCGCCUGGUGGACCUUUUCAGCUGGGCCCACUUCUCCAGCUCCUACAUCACCGUUCGCAUCAGCAAAGAGCAGGACCACAUCCUGAUCAUCCCCCGGGGCCUGUCCUUCGCAGAAGCCACGGCAGCCAACCUGGUGAAGGUGAACAUCCUGGGUGAUGUUGUGGAGCAGGGCACCACCAACCUGCGCAUCGACCAGCCCGGCUUCAGCCCCCACGCUGCCAUCUACUCCGUGCGGCCCGACGUGCGCUGCGUGGUCCACGUGCACACCCCCGCCACCGCCGCUGUCUCCUCCAUGAAGUGCGGCAUCCUGCCCAUCUCCCAGGAGGCCCUCAUCCUCGGGGACAUCGCCUACUACAACUACCAGGGAUCUCUGGAUGAGCAGGAGGAGAGGAUCGAGCUGCAGAAAGCCCUGGGCCCGUCUGCCAAGGUGCUGGUGCUGAGGAACCAUGGUGUGGUGGCGCUGGGCGAGACCAUGGAGGAGGCCUUCCACUACAUUUACUCUGCGCAGUUUGCGUGUGAGAUCCAGGUAAACGCUUUCUCCUGUGCUGGAGGAAUGGACAACCUCAUAGUUCUGGAUGUGGAGAAGUACAAGCCUAGGACCCACGGAGUGGCACUCGCCGGGGUCAACAUGGGCAGCCAGACCAAGUGGAAAGCGGGGGAACUGGAGUUCGAGUCCCUGAUGAGGAUGCUGGACAACCUGGGCUACCGGACAGGCUACGCCUACCGACACCCCAUUGUGCGGGAGAAGCCCCGUCACAAGAGCGAGGUGGAGAUCCCCGCCACGGUUACGGCCUUCGUGUUCGACGACGAGGACGGCGCCCCGCGGCGUCCCUUGCGCCUCCUGUCCCAGCGACAGCAGCGGGAGAAGACCCGGUGGCUCAACUCACCCAACAGCUACACCAAGGUCAGCGUGGCAGAGGACGCUUACAAAGAGGACAUUGGCAGCCCCCGGACCAAGACCAUGUGGAUGAAGGCAGAAGAUUCCAGCAACGGCAGCGGCACUGCAAUCAGAAUCGAGGACCCCAAUCAAUUCGUCCCCCUGAACACAAACCCAAGUGAAGUGCUGGAGAAGAGAAACAGAAUCCGGGAGCAGAACAGACACGACCUCAUGACAGCCGGACCUCAGUCGCUGGUGUUGGCCGGAAUCGUAGUGGAUCGUCAGCCGCCCUUCGUGGCACCCGAAGAUGACCAGAUGGAGCCUCUUCCUCCCAACCCGUUCAACCAGCUGUCCGAGAAGGAACUGGAGCAGUACAAGAAGAACGUGGAACGUGGACAGCUUGGCAUGGAGGAAAACCACACGGGCGUGAUGCUCAAUGGCAAGGACGACGACCACGACACGGAGCUGGAGCUCAGCAAGCGCAUCAGUCAGCUGACCACCAGCGGCGAGAGCUUAGAGAUGACGCCCAGGGCCGGCGAGAAGAUCGAGGAGGCGCUGUCCCCCGAGAGCUCCCCGUCCAAGUCGCCUAACAAGAAGAAGAAGAAGUUCCGCACCCCCUCCUUCCUCAAGAAGAGCAAAAAGAAGGAGAAGGGAGAGGCCUAGGCUCCAGGCCCUGGGGGGGGGCCGUGUUUGCGACCCACCCUGUUAAAAAUGACGCUGCACAUUUUGGGGAAAGGAAAAGAAAAAAUAGUGUGAAAGUGGUGACUUGAGUUUAACAAAUCUCUAUCUAGGGGGUGCUUUAUUAUUCCCCUCCCCCUCCAGGAAGGGGGAGAGGGUGUGUGGGGGGGGGGGGGGUUAUAAAUUUGUGAGCCAAACAAAGUGGGAAGCUUCCUUAAAAAAAACUGGCUCUUGUCGUUCCCAUCUCCUCUGCCAAGCACUGAACGCAGGAUUCGAGCGCAAGCCUUGCAGAUGCAUCCUAGACGGGCCGGGCUGCGGCCGCAGGCGCUGCAGCUCGACACGCGUCAGUCGCAAUUAAACUGCACAACCGAGGUUGUUCAUAGCUUUCACCCUGGAAACUCUGCCCUUGUAUUACCAGCUUUGGUUUAUUCUGAUUAUUAUUGCUAUUGUUGUUUAGGACCCGCCUCCAUUCAUGUCAUAAAUCCCCCGGUCCGUAGCGGAUCGCAGCUGGACAGCUAGCGGAGGCUGAUGCCACACUGGAAACUGUUAGUACGAGAUCGCGAGGCGUUCCCCGUGAGCGGCUCGCCAGCCAUUAGUCCCCCCCCCAGGCUGACUUUCGGCCAGUCGCCCUCUGGGGGAGUAGCCGUUCAUUCUGCACUGACUGUUUUUAACCCGUGUAGCGUUCAAGCUGUUUUUCUCCUCUUUUUUUAUUUUAUUUUAAGUUUCGUUCUUGCCAAAUGGAAAAACACACAAAAAAAAUCACGUUUUAGUGACUCUCAAUCUUGACGUUUUUUUCUGGUUUUUUUUUUCUUCUUGUUUUUUCCUCAAACGACUCAAUUUUUAUUUUUAUUUUUUUUUACUUUUUAGAAACCGAAAGCCUGGUGGUAGCUCCUGUUUUAUACGCAUUCUAUAAUUUUUUCAGAGAAUAGAAUUCAAAUAGGAAGCAUGUUAUGAAUUUAUACCGCUGACAAUUUGAUAAUGCCUGUUUCUAUAGGAUUAUAUUAAAGGCAUUAUAGGUCAGAUUACUAAAACUAUAUAAAGGAGAUUAUAUAAAUAUAUAUUAUAUAUAAAAAACUAAAAAGUGGUUAUAGAUUUUUUUAAUUAUAUAUUUUUUAUUUUACUUUGCUGCACUUUUGUGGUAUAUAGCGAACUGUAGAUGCAGAAGUUUCACCAAAUGAAGGAGAACGAGAAGAGAAAGGGGAUGUUUGUGACAGGCAGGUGCAGGGCGUGCUAUACAUUAGGUUUUGGUAAGUGCGUUAAUGACAAGUAAUGGAUACUUUUGUGCAUUACAGCAAAAUGUCAUUUGUGUUUGAGUUUGUUUCAAAAAUGAAAAUACCCCACCCCCUUUCUCCCCCCCCAGAUAAAGCACAAAUGGCAGCAGUUUGGUCUUAUGCAAUUUGGUUUUUAAGGUCCACCAUUUUGACCUUUUAGGCUCCAAGGUCAUUGACAGGCAUGGCGGAUACACACCCGAUCAACGCGACACUCCGGUGGGUUAAGCCCCGCCCCCUUUCCACCCAUAGGCUUGCACAGGUGUCAAUCACUGCGUGGUGUCAGUAUCGCUUUGUCUGACCGCUUCCAAUUGAAGUUCUUCAGAAAGUUAAUAUUUUUUUCAGCUUCUAAUGAUCGGUCCUAUUCGGUCUCCCCUCAGUCAUCUGCAGAUUUUUUUUUCCCCCUCUGGAGCAUGUCCAGACGGGGGAGGGGGGGCGGUUCACCUCGAGAGGCCGAAGUUGAGCUGUCUGUCAUUCUGCAGAGCUACCACAGCUUAAUAUCCCAGCCAGCAAUGUGAAUUGUUUGCGUUUGACAUGAAGAGCAGGGGGGGCUUCUUUUAAGCUGUGUAAAUAGCAUGUUGCUUUGGCUGGGUCUGGGUCUGGACACAGAGAUGGAUGAAAGCUGAACGAGGCGGUACCUUCACGUAGGCGGCAGACGUUGGCAUUUACUCUGUAGGAGAGGGUCUCUCCAACAAACACCAAUACAUUCUAACUUGUAGAUUUUCAUAGGCUACUGUUUUCUGUUCAAAUGUACCUUUUACCAUUUGUAUUACAAUAUGUUCUAAAAUUUAGUUUUACCAGAAUACUAAAGCAUUUAUUAACCAUUUAAGAGCGCGAACUACUCCCAGACGAAUGGCUUGGCUUUGAUUUUUUUUCUUGACGUUUCGCACCUUGUUUGCUUUUUCCGUCUUUUCUUUGAUUUUUCUUUCUCCUCAGAUCGCUUCGGCAUGCGAGUUUGAGCCAAGCUUACCUGUGACCUGUGGAAACUAUGUAAAUGGAUAUGUCAUGGAGUUGCUUUUAGAUGUAUUGCUAAUCAGUGUAAAUUCACAAAUAAAGUGUAUUUUAAGAA
Messenger RNA from Paramormyrops kingsleyae, 4663 nucleotides. The record is from RefSeq and is a predicted model, not a curated record. Lineage: Eukaryota; Metazoa; Chordata; Actinopteri; Osteoglossiformes; Mormyridae.